Hipposideros armiger (great roundleaf bat) is the source of this 4918-nucleotide messenger RNA. It is a transcript of the gene ENC1, whose product is annotated as ectodermal-neural cortex 1. The transcript is spliced from 3 exons. Gene Ontology annotation, cellular component: Cul3-RING ubiquitin ligase complex; cytoplasm. Gene Ontology annotation, molecular function: protein binding. Gene Ontology annotation, biological process: ubiquitin-dependent protein catabolic process. NCBI's taxonomy places the organism in Eukaryota, Metazoa, Chordata, Mammalia, Chiroptera, Hipposideridae. The coding region runs from base 493 to 2262 and encodes 589 amino acids. The record is from RefSeq and is a predicted model, not a curated record.
CGCCGCCCCACUUAUAGCCCCGCGCCCCGCGGCCCGGUGCAGACUGCUCAGGCAGCCGGAGGAGAGGCAUCUCGGGGGUGGCGCUGCGGAGACCGAGUCCAGACACCAGGCGGCCGCCGGCGCGGACGGCGCUUUCUAGCUCCCUCCGCCGACUCACACAGCCCGCCUUCCUCCGCGGCGCCGGCAGCCGCAGGCUCGCUCUCCCCUCCCCGAGAUUCACUCCAGGAGACACUCCGCGGGUCGCGGGCAGCGUCCGCGGCGUGCGGAUCGUGAGGCCGAGGCCGGCCGCCAGCGGUGGCCAGCCCGCGAGCCAGCGUCCCGGGCACGGUCCUCUCCUCGGCAGGCGCCCCAUGCGCGCUCCUUUCGCCCGGGCAGUCGCCGCUGCUCCCCGGGGCUGAGACGUCUGCUUCUUCGCCUCCCCUCCCGGUGACCGAGGCGAGAACCCAGCUGGUUAUACGCUGUGGCCAGUCGCCACUGCUGAAUAGAAACAAAAUGUCAGUCAGUGUGCACGAGAACCGGAAGUCCAGGGCCAGCAGCGGCUCCAUUAACAUCUACCUGUUUCACAAGUCUUCCUACGCUGACAGCGUCCUCACUCAUUUAAACCUUCUACGCCAGCAGCGCCUCUUCACCGAUGUCCUUCUCCAUGCCGGAAACAGGACCUUCCCUUGUCACCGGGCAGUGUUGGCUGCAUGCAGCCGCUACUUUGAAGCCAUGUUCAGUGGUGGCCUGAAAGAGAGCCAGGACAGCGAAGUCAACUUCGACAACUCCAUCCACCCGGAAGUCUUGGAGCUGCUGCUUGACUAUGCGUACUCCUCCCGGGUCAUCAUCAAUGAAGAAAACGCAGAAUCGCUCCUGGAAGCUGGCGACAUGCUGGAGUUUCAAGACAUCCGGGAUGCAUGUGCAGAGUUCCUGGAAAAGAACCUGCAUCCCACUAACUGCCUGGGCAUGCUGCUGCUGUCUGAUGCCCACCAGUGCACCAAGCUGUAUGAACUCUCCUGGAGAAUGUGUCUCAGCAAUUUCCAAACCAUCAGGAAGAACGAAGAUUUCCUCCAGCUGCCCCAGGACAUGGUAGUGCAGCUCUUGUCCAGUGAAGAGCUGGAGACAGAAGAUGAAAGACUCGUGUACGAGUCUGCAAUUAACUGGAUCAGCUAUGACCUGAAGAAGCGCUACUGCUACCUCCCAGAACUAUUGCAGACAGUGAGGCUGGCUCUCCUGCCUGCCAUCUAUCUCAUGGAGAACGUGGCCAUGGAGGAACUCAUUACCAAGCAGAGAAAGAGCAAGGAGAUUGUGGAAGAGGCCAUCAGGUGCAAACUGAAAAUCCUGCAGAAUGAUGGUGUGGUAACCAGCCUCUGUGCCCGGCCUCGGAAAACUGGCCACGCCCUCUUCCUCUUGGGAGGGCAGACUUUCAUGUGUGACAAGCUGUAUCUGGUAGACCAGAAAGCCAAAGAAAUCAUUCCCAAGGCUGACAUCCCCAGCCCAAGAAAAGAGUUCAGUGCAUGUGCCAUUGGCUGCAAAGUGUACAUUACUGGGGGGCGGGGGUCUGAAAAUGGGGUCUCAAAAGAUGUCUGGGUUUAUGAUACCCUGCAUGAGGAGUGGUCCAAAGCCGCCCCCAUGCUGGUGGCCCGGUUUGGCCAUGGCUCUGCUGAACUGAAGCAUUGCCUUUAUGUGGUAGGGGGGCACACAGCUGCAACUGGCUGCCUCCCAGCCUCCCCCUCAGUCUCUCUGAAGCAAGUAGAACAUUAUGACCCCACAACCAACAAAUGGACCAUGGUGGCCCCACUCCGAGAAGGUGUUAGCAAUGCCGCAGUAGUGAGUGCCAAACUCAAGCUGUUUGCUUUCGGAGGUACCAGCGUCAGUCAUGACAAGCUCCCCAAGGUUCAGUGUUAUGAUCAGUGUGAGAACAGGUGGACAGUACCGGCCACCUGUCCCCAGCCCUGGCGUUACACAGCAGCAGCUGUGCUGGGUAACCAGAUUUUUAUUAUGGGGGGAGAUACAGAGUUCUCUGCCUGCUCUGCUUAUAAAUUCAACAGUGAGACUUACCAGUGGACCAAGGUGGGAGAUGUGACAGCAAAGCGCAUGAGCUGUCACGCUGUGGCCUCCGGAAACAAACUCUACGUGGUUGGAGGAUACUUUGGCAUUCAGCGAUGCAAAACUUUGGAUUGCUACGAUCCAACGUUAGAUGUAUGGAACAGCAUAACCACAGUCCCAUACUCGCUGAUUCCUACUGCAUUCGUCAGCACCUGGAAACAUCUGCCUUCUUAAACUCAGUAUAUCCUAAAGAAAGUGAGCAUGAGCUCGCUCCAUUCAGUGACACAAGAUGCGAUUUCUACUUUGGAGAGGCCAAAUUGAAGAGAAAGAAAAGAGAAAAAGGAAAAGAAGUUGCUGUGAGACUCGGAUUGUAAGAUCAGCUGCACCUUGUACAUGCUCUAACUGGACAUGAAGGAAAGGGUGGGGGAGGGGUGGGAUUUUCAGUGCAAGUAGCACAUGGUUUAAAUAUGAAUGAGUGAGCCUGUGAUCUAGUCCUUGUCUUGUAAUUGUGGAUUAAUGUCAACGUUAAUCAGCCCCUCAAAGGGAGAGAAAAGCUGGGUCUUUUUCCCUUGCUGUACCAUAUUCAGCAUUUGAUUUCCAUGGGCUCCACCAUUUAUGUGUAAAAUUUGAAAUGGUUGUCACCUCUCUCUGAGGAGCAAGCUUGAAGCCUCCACACCAGCUGCUUUUGGAGAGUGAAAGCCCUACUGUGGGGCUAGGAGGGACGCUGGCGGUGCUGGCUGCAGAGCGAGGACCACUGGACUCUCUGCUAAUCUCUGUGGGGUUGUGCUCCCCAGGAAGAUUUCUGAACAAUGGGGACAUUGUUGGUAGCCAUUUGGUAGAUGUGCUUUUCUAUUUAUAAGUGACUUUAAACUUUCCCUUGGCUGUUAAGAAGUUUGUUAUAGAUUUAGCUAUUUAUUGUUUGGUGCCUGCAUGCUGAAACAAUGCUUACAGUUGUCUUCACGUGUAUGGACAUGUGUGAAUGGUUGUAUGUUUUGCACAAUUUUGUGGCUGUUGUGAUGUGCUUUGCUGCACAAAAAUGAAAACUUUGGAGUUACAAUUUGGAAUACAACUGGAGGGUGGGUUGGGAAGGGGAGGGAUUUUGUAAAUGUCAAGACAGGGAAAGGUUACAAAACAAAUUUAAAUUAACAUCCUAGAGGUAGAGAAAGCAUGGAGAUCACUUUUCUCAGACUCACCAACUUUAAAUCGGGUUUCAUGGGCUCCGACCAUGCUGAUGGCUCAUGGGGUGAGGGAAGGCUUCUUUCUGCCCCUCUCCUCCCAUCUUACUCACCUCCUUCAGUCUCAGCUACUGAAAUUUACAAAGGACCAAAUCGCUUUGCUGGUGUUUUUUUUUUUUUUCUUUGUGUAAUAUCCUGAAAUUCUGGAAAAUUCUAUGGAAUAAUUCUGUAUAUAGAGCACAGGUGAAAGCAUAGUCCAAAGUUUAUUUAUUUAUCUAUUUAUUACCCUGUGAAUGCUUUGCCAUAACCACAUUUAACAGGAAAAAAAAACACAAAAAACUGAAUUAUCACAGAUAUAAAUGAAGUCGCUUGCCGGAUUUGCUUGACCCGGAUUCAUUGUUCUCUAUUCUUGAUGUACAAUUUAGCAAGCAUGACAAGUUCUCCAAGACAAUAAUAGUGUUGGUACAAUGUAUACUUUAGUGCUCAUCCACAGGUAAGUGUCUAAAAGAACUCUUUGGUGCACAGGUGACACAUUUGGCCACAAAACACCAAAGACUUGCAAGCAGUAGCCCCUGUUGAAGUUUUUCGGGAUAGUUGGGAAUCGGUUGUGAAUACAUUCCUUGCUAGUUGGCGUGCUUGUUUACUAAACACGUGCUGUGGUAAGUGUUAGUACUAGAUUCCCAUAGGUGCUUCCUCAGAGGUGUCCGGGGAAGAACCUAGUUUGCAACUCUCUCACUGCUUUCAUUGAUGUAUCUCACGUUACUGUACUUUAGAAAAUAGGGUUUAAGACUGAUAUCAACCUUUUACAUUGUGAGUGUGCUUGCAUUGUCUAAUGACAGAUCAUUCCUUAACAUUUUUCUCCACCUGAAAACUUUAGGCGAAUUUUACUUGUCUGUCCGUGCCAUGAAUAAGUGGGCUAUAGUUGGACCCAAAUAAAUGAGCCGUUGGAAUAAAAGAAUCACAGUACUUUCCAGCAGUCAGCCUUUCACUCCUAGAUGUGUCUUAAGCAAUGCAAAUGUCUCAUUGUACUCUGGCAGCAUAGUCGGGUGUCGUUAUAUUGUAGCAGUUACAGCUCUGUAGUUUAUGAUGCAAAUCGGCGGAGAUGUGUGUAUGUCACUGCAUGGCUUUUGAAAGCAGGAUGAAUUUUCUGCAGCUGUUUCGAAGUUGUGGUCUGUCCUUGAAUCCUCUAUUAAUUACCGUGUGUGAGCUAGAGGGAGCCAUGGUCAGGGUGGGCCCCCAGCCUGCAGGGAACUUUCUGGACUCCCCCUUCUUUGAAUUGAUGUAGGCGUUUGCGCUCACUACUUGACCAUUCUCACCCUGUGAAAUGUCUCACACUUUGAAGCAAAUACAAUUCACAGCACAGUGCACACAAAAACCUUGGCAUAAGACAGAGAAGGUUCUUCUUAUUCUGUGGGCUGGUUGCUGUGGAAACGGAUAACAAAGGGCAGCCUUCCACUUCUGGUAUAAUUGUGUAGCCCCCUUUUCUCUGGGCUUGACACCUGUCUGAAUAAGAGUGAUUAGAGCUGAAUAAUAUCCCUCUCUUAGCUAUUGAAUAUGUGGUUCACGUACAGAACUCUGUGUAAGUUGAAGAAGUAAAGUGUUCAUGUUCAUAUGUACUUGUUUCCUACUACAUUUUUGAGGUUUUGUAAAACUUAUUUUUUUUUUCACAAUGUGAAACUGAAGGUCAAAUAAAUUAUUAGAGAUUUUCUCUUCAA